Perognathus longimembris pacificus (Pacific pocket mouse) is the source of this 905-nucleotide messenger RNA. It is a transcript of the gene Fev, whose product is annotated as FEV transcription factor, ETS family member. NCBI's taxonomy places the organism in Eukaryota, Metazoa, Chordata, Mammalia, Rodentia, Heteromyidae. Gene Ontology annotation, cellular component: nucleus. Gene Ontology annotation, molecular function: DNA-binding transcription factor activity, RNA polymerase II-specific; sequence-specific DNA binding. Gene Ontology annotation, biological process: cell differentiation; regulation of transcription by RNA polymerase II. The record is from RefSeq and is a predicted model, not a curated record.
CGGGCUGCCCCCUCCCGCCAGGCCCUGCUGGACCAGGCACCGUCUUCUCCUCCCUGUCACCCGCGGUAGCCUGGGGCGGGGAUCGGUGCCCCGAAGCGCUAAGCCUGAGGCGACCCCCCCUUUGUCCCCCCCCCCCAUCUCCCACCGCCCAGUCCCUGGCAGCGAUGAGACAGAGCGGCGCCUCCCAGCCCCUGCUGAUCAACAUGUACCUGCCAGAUCCCGUCGGAGACGGUCUCUUCAAGGAAGGGAAGAGCCCGAGCUGGGGGCCGCUGAGCCCAGCGGUGCAGAAAGGCAGCGGGCAGAUCCAGCUGUGGCAGUUCCUGCUGGAGCUGCUGGCCGACCGCGCGAACGCCGGCUGCAUCGCGUGGGAAGGCGGCCACGGCGAGUUCAAGCUCACGGACCCGGACGAGGUGGCGCGGCGCUGGGGCGAGCGCAAGAGCAAGCCCAACAUGAACUACGACAAGCUGAGCCGCGCGCUGCGCUACUACUACGACAAGAACAUCAUGAGCAAGGUGCACGGCAAGCGCUACGCCUACCGCUUCGACUUCCAGGGCCUGGCGCAGGCCUGCCAGCCGCCGCCCGCGCACGCCCACGCCGCCGCCGCCGCCGCCGCCGCCGCCGCCGCCGCGGCCGCCGCCACCACCGCCACCCCGGACGGCGCGCUCUACAAGCUGCCCGCCGGCCUCGCGCCGCUGCCCUUCCCCGGCCUCUCCAAACUCAACCUCAUGGCCGCCUCGGCCGGCGUCGCGCCCACCGGAUUCUCCUACUGGCCCGGCCCCAAUCCCGCCGCCACCGCCGCCGCCGCCGCCACCGCCGCCCUCUACCCCAGCCCGGGUUUGCAGCCCCCGCCCGGGCCCUUCGGCGCGGUGGCCGCUGCCUCGCACUUGGGGGGCCAUUACCACUAG